Lecanosticta acicola is the source of this 779-nucleotide messenger RNA. Lineage: Eukaryota; Fungi; Ascomycota; Dothideomycetes; Mycosphaerellales; Mycosphaerellaceae. The record is from the annotation of a GenBank genome assembly.
AUGGCUGCCGAGAGGUCUCAGGGGCUUGGAAGCACCAUCAACCCCGCGUUUGCUCUGACACAAUCACGUACUGACUCGGAGGUUCCAUAUCCCAGCGACGAACCAUAUCUCAUACAAGGUGAGCGUUCGAAUCUUAACCCUGAGAGUCUAUCGUUCACCUACCGUGUCAUGAGUACUGAUCGAUCCCAUCAGAACAAAAUCGGGUCGAAUCACAAAGUCCGAGCGAGAACCAAAGAAAAAUAGCCGCUGCAGUCAGGACCGUACUGACCAACCUCGGCGAAGACCCUAACCGCGAAGGUCUACUCAAAACCCCAGAACGCUACGCACGCGCCAUGAAAUUCCUCACCCACGGCUACCAGCGCAACGUCGAAAUCGAAACCAACGGCGCGAUCUUCAACGUCGAAAGUAACGGCAUGGUCAUUGUCCGGGAUAUCGAAAUCUACAGCCUAUGCGAGCACCAUCUCCUCCCCUUCUUCGGGAAGAUUCAUAUUGGAUAUAUCCCCCGAGGUCGUGUCCUGGGGUUGUCGAAGUUUGUUCGGGUCGUGGAGAUCUUCGCCAGGCGAUUACAGGUGCAGGAGCGCGUGACGAGUCAGGUGGUUCAGGCGAUACAGCGGCUUCUGGAGCCUGAGGGCGUGAUUGCGGUUGUGGAGUGCACUCAUUUGUGCAUGGCAAUGAGGGGAGUGCAGAGGAGCGGGGCGACUACUGUUACCCAGUGUAGUACGGGAGUCUUCGAGAAGGACGCGGGGACAGUAAAGCGCUUUCACACUUUACUGAAGUAG